Molecule: messenger RNA, 966 nt
Organism: Eurypyga helias (sunbittern)
Lineage: Eukaryota; Metazoa; Chordata; Aves; Eurypygiformes; Eurypygidae
Product: sodium/potassium/calcium exchanger 2-like
Exons: 6
Coding region: 1-948 (315 amino acids)
Biological process (GO): long-term synaptic potentiation; intracellular calcium ion homeostasis; calcium ion transmembrane transport
Cellular component (GO): membrane
Molecular function (GO): calcium channel activity; calcium, potassium:sodium antiporter activity
Source: RefSeq, a predicted model, not a curated record
AUGAGGGUGGUUGAUGCUUUAGAAACCACGGAAGCAUCUGAGAAUGGUCACAUAGGAAUUAGGGCUUCUCCUCCAAAAAAGAUGCCAGGAUCAAUAGCCCAACUGAAGUGCCUCUACACCAAUGCACGCAUCAUGGAUGAAGAGGCAGAUGAAAUAUUCUGUAAGCAGCUGGGCGAAGUCUCACCAUCACCAGCCCUUGUUCUCAUGGAAGAUUUCAACUUAGCAGAUGUCUGCUGGAAAUACAAUACAGGAAAGAGGAAACAGUCUAAGAGAUUCCUGGAGUGUGUGGAGGAUAAUUUCCUGGCCCAACAGAAUGAAGAGGAUGAGGACCAGCCUCUCAGCCUGGCCUGGCCUGAUACUCCACGCAAGCAGCUCACCUACCUUCUUGUAUUACCCAUUGUUUUCCCACUGUGGGCUUCCCUCCCGGAUGUCAGAAAACCUAGGUCAAGAAAGUUUUUUCCUAUCACCUUUUUUGGGUCUAUCAGCUGGAUUGCGUUUUUUUCUUACUUAAUGGUCUGGUGGGCACAUCAGGUUGGAGAGACCAUUGGUAUUAGCGAAGAAAUCAUGGGAUUGACUAUUCUAGCUGCUGGCACAUCAAUUCCUGACCUUAUUACCAGUGUUAUUGUAGCACGCAAAGGCCUGGGGGACAUGGCUGUAUCCAGUUCUGUUGGAAGCAACAUAUUUGACAUCACAGUGGGCCUUCCUCUUCCGUGGCUCCUGUAUGCUGUGAUUAACAGCUUUGCCCCGGUGACAGUCAGCAGCAAUGGUCUGUUCUGUGCGAUCGUCCUCCUCUUCAUCAUGCUGCUAUUUGUCAUCCUCUCCAUCGCUUUCUGCAAGUGGAGGAUGAAUAAAAUCCUGGGCUUUUUCAUGUUUGGGCUUUAUUUUGUGUUCCUGAUUGUCAGUGUCCUCCUGGAGGACAAAGUGAUCCAGUGUCCUGUCUCCAUCUAGUGGAAAGUGCUGUUUCUC